AUGGAGCUGCAGAUCUCCGCGUCGGGUGGCGUGGAGGCGGCGGCCACCGUGCCAUUCCCCGUCCGCCUGUCGUCCUGCAGGGAGGCCUCGGCCCGGUGCAUGCUGACCCUCGAGGAGGGCGGGAGCGUCAGGGCCCGGCUGCUGGAGUCGAGCGAGGGCCCAGUCCUCUGCGACAGCGGCUGGGUGCAGCUCGGCGGCGAGGACUGGGUCUGCCUCGACUGCGCCGCAGCCUCCCGGCUGCUCUGCUGCGCGUGCGAGUGCGCCUCGGGCUGGACGCUGUGCUUCGACGUCAAGGAGCGGCCGGACCGCCCGCCGCUGCUGCGUUCCGUACACGUCGCGGCGGCCUCCCCGGCGGGCGCCGCGGCCGCAGAGGGCGACGCCGUCGCGGCUGCCAGCGCGGGCGGCACGCUGGGCGCGGUCGCGGGCGGGGCCGGAAGCGCGCAGUGCUUCGACUGCACGGACGCGCAGUCGGAGGCGAGCUUGGGCCUGCGUGCGGCGCGAGCGCCGCCGGGGCUGCCUGUGCGGUCGGCUGGGGCGGGGCGGGCCGACCGCACCCCAGAGGAGGCCUUGCAGCAGCUGCUGGGCGGAGGCGCCUCGGGCCUGCCCCAGUGGCUGCUGCAGCCUUCGCUCUGGGAGGCCCUCUCGCGGGGGCUGCGGUUCGAGGCGGGCUCCUCGGAGGGCGGGGCGCUGGCCGUGCCGCGCGCGCAGCUGCGGGCCGCCAGGGCGGAGCUGGAGCGCUCGGGGCACGCUCGACUGGAGGGCCUGAGCUGGGACGACGUGGGGGUCUCCAUGCAGGCCAUAGCUGACACCAUGGCCUCGCUCCAGGAGCGCGGCGUACCGCCCGUCUUCGUAUUCAUGUACGGCGAGGUCUGGGCGUUGUGGCGGAGCCUCUUCGCGGCGGCGGCCGAGCUGCUCGGCGUCAGCGAGGAGGAGCUGCGCCUGGACGCGUCGGUGUUCGCGUGGGCGUUGCGGCCAGCCGGCGCCGCGGGCGAGGUCGGGAGCAACUUCGGCAGGCCCCACCGCGACGACAGCUACUCGGACUGCCACACCGCGGACGGGCGGCUGAGCAUCCUCAGCAUGUGGCUGCCCGUGGUGCCGGUGACGACGUCCAACGGCUGCAUGUACGUCGUCCCCGCCCAGCACGACCCGCUCUUCGCGGAGCCGUCGCACCCCCUGCACAUGCGACCCGAAGAGCAGAUGCCCUGGGCGCACAUUCGGCCCCUCCCGGCCUCGCCUGGGGACGUGCUCAUGUGGAAGGGCAACCUCAUCCAUUGGGGCUCUGCCCCCGACGGCGCCGGGGACCCGCGCAAGAGCAUCGCCUCCGCCUUCUUCCGGGCCGGGUCGGCGGCCGGGCAGGGCAUAAGCCUGGGCCGGUUGCGGGCUGGGCUCAGCGUGAGCGCUCGGCUGCAGCUGGUGCUGCGGGCGCUGCUGGUCUACUCGGACUGGCACCCCGGGUUCGCUGGGCUGGAGCGCGUGCUGCAGGGGCCCGGUUUUGAAAAGGCGAUCCCAACGGGGCCCCAUGAACGGGUGGCAGCGGGAAGCAUGCCGCACAGCAAUUAG
Molecule: messenger RNA, 1560 nt
Organism: Prorocentrum cordatum
Lineage: Eukaryota; Dinophyceae; Prorocentrales; Prorocentraceae
Source: the annotation of a GenBank genome assembly